AUGGGUCAUCGAAUCGUCUCUAACGGCUGUCACCCGGCAGAAUGGAAAAAUGGCAACCUUGUGACUCUCCGGUGGCUGUCACCCAACGGAGAGGAGCUGGAUAGAGGUGGGAUGCGUGUCAGGGAGUUUCAUCAUCAAGUCUGCAUAGCAAGAGGAGGCUCUUCAUCGCAUCUGGUACACUCUCAAGAGGUGGCAACUCAUCUCUCGGCGGAUCGUCCUCUUCCUGACAACGGCUUGUUCGUUAAUCAAUCGAAAAUUAUUUACUCAAUAGAUUCACAAUCCUUUUAUGACGAAUCGUUCAGCAAUUUUAGUAACAAUGCUCUGCGAAUCACAUUGACAAGAUUUUUGCCAAUGAUUCAGCAAUUCUGGCAGCUUAAUCCUUUACCAAUAAUCUGCAAAAAAGUCAUGAUAAUCAGAUAAAAAUACAAGUUUUGACUUUGGGAGGAUUUGAACUCGCGUCGAUUACCCGCCUACAUGAGAGAGAUUGAAAUAAGUACUCUAAUACCUUUAUCAAGUGACAUCAUCAUUGUAUAUCUCUGUUAUAACAAAAGGGUAUUUUAAGUAUUAAAACCUUCGAACCCUUUCGGGGGAAGGUGUGACACGGGUUUAGUUUCACAUCGCUUGUGCGCCAAAGUUUUGGACAAAUAUAUAGUAAUAUUAUAUUUACAAGUAAUGAGUCCAUUUCUCCUGCGUGUACAACCACUCCUUGCCCCACAACUAACUGACCACUAGUGAUGUCGAAGGGGAGUGGCGCACACAUGCCCCCAUCGGUUCUACCUACUCAAGCUCUUGCUCAUGGCUCCCCCCUACUGUGCUUCUGACCCACUUGCGGGCCUGACUGGCCGGUGGGUCCCUCACAUUUUGUUAUAUUUUUAUUUUUAUUUCUUUUUCUUCAUUUAUCUCAAAAAUAAGACAAUAAAAAUCAUAUAAAUUCAUAAAAAUCACAUAAUUAGCCAAAAAUUCACGUUAAUCAACUAAAAACUACUUUUCACACUUGAACAUAAAUAUAAGUCUAUUUAUCAUGAGUUAAGGCUAAAAAUAUAUUAUUUACUAAUUAUUAACUCAUGAUAAUGAAGACUUAUCAAACAUCAAUGAUGGAGGGAUUAGACGAGAAUAUAAAAUUCUUUAUCAUCAAUUUAAUUUUUCAUUAAAAUAAGUAAUAGGAUGAUUUUAUUGACUUAGACCACACCACCUAUACCUAAACCCAAUUGACAUGACUUAAUCAUUGUAUAGUAAAUCACGCAAAUUUAAAAUUUAUAAAACUAUUACAAACGAUUUAAUUGAUCAAAUUAAGAUCUGUAAAAGUCAGAAGAAUCGUAAUGGAAUGAAGUAUAUCUUGAUAACUUUAAAUCACACAAAUUAUCACUAAAUGAAACGGAAAUUAAGUUGAAAGUAGAAAAGUAGGAAAACAGAGUUCCGACAUCGUGUCGGCAAUGCAUCAGAAUCUUGAGCGUUCAAGAGGAUCGUUGUGCAGUGUCCACGGCCUCGAAGGCACUCUUUGGACAAGGACACGACGUGGCCAAACUCUAGAUCUCCUUGCGAAGUCUAGAGAUCAAUGA
This is a messenger RNA of Spirodela intermedia, 1559 nucleotides long. NCBI's taxonomy places the organism in Eukaryota, Viridiplantae, Streptophyta, Magnoliopsida, Alismatales, Araceae. The record is from the annotation of a GenBank genome assembly.